GUGAGUGGUCUGCCUUGACGAUCGGACGCAUUGUUGACAUCAAAAUGGUGCACAAAUAUUUAUUUGUUUCCGUGUUACUAGUAUUGUGCUGUCUCCACAACGUGUCUUCCCGACCUUCAAACAAUGAGUCUGGUCCAGAAAAAGUGGAGAUGCCAAUCGAAAGCACACCUCAGGGCGCAUCAUCAAAAGAAGAGCGAUCUAUUUAUUACCAAUCAGAUCCCGCAGUACUUCAAGACGGAACCACUCUCGAUAUAGUUGAUAAAAUUAAAGCUAUCAAUGAGGGUCUCAAGAAGCCACAUCGUCAACAAUACAAUUACAACAAACCGCAAACAGGCGGUGGUUACGUAAUCGAUAAAGAUAUUUUGGAAAAGAUCCAACAAGCUAUCGCGUCUGGUAAAAUUCAUACUAACGGUGGACCGCAAAAGCAACAAGAAAAUAACUUGUUACAAAACGAGGAAGAAAACUUCAAGCGUUACAUACAUUCAAGAUCACUUAGACAAAAUCUAGGAGUUCCUGUAAUGCAACAACCAUAUUUAAUGAACAUCCCCGUUUUAAUAAUGCCACAAAAUACAGACUUGUACAAUCGAUUCGCUAUAAAUAAUGAUUUAAAAUCUAUGUCGCAAAAUGAUGUUUAUCAAAGCAGACAAGAAUCCUUUUUUCCCAGUUUUCCAUCGUUCCCAUCGUUUCCAUCAUUUCCUUCAUUGUCAUCAUUUCCAUUUCAAAGCUUUCAAUGGCCAUUUUCUCAAUUAUUCCCAUUUAUCAUAAAGGAUCCAUUCUUAGCCUUCAGCCAAUCUGGAGGCUUUAAUAACUUAAUUGAAUAUGGUCAAAAUGCUGAUGUUUGUACUCGAAAGCAAAAAUCUGUAAAUGACGAAACAGACGAAACAAUUCCUGUAGAAAAUGACUUUGAAGAUGGAAGCUUGGAACCUUUACAAGCAGAACACAGAAGAGAAGCACGCGCUUUGAAAAAGCGUACUGUAGAUAACCAGUCCGUAAAUCAAGAAAUUGAAAAUGGUAAACAGCCAAAGAAAAUAUACGUAACUAGACCAGUUACAACAAAUAUAAAAAAGACUACUAAAAAGCCAUAUUAUGUUGAAGAAAUUGAGGAAGUUAAAAAUGAAGAAUCAGGGGAUCUACGUUUUCCUUUUGGUGAUUUUGGUUGGUUUGGAAAUAGAAAGCCUGUAGCACCGAGUCCUGGGUUUUUCAUCAACAAACUGCGUGUCAGGAAAGGAGGUGUUGCAAUUGCUGGACCGGGCGGUGUAGCAACAGCUGGCAGAGGGGGUACUGCGAUAGUUGGGCCCGGAGGUCUGGCAUACACUCAGCCUGGUGGAUUGGCCGUUGCUGGACCGGCCGCACGAGUCGUCGCCUUAUCUCCAGAUGUAGACCUAAAUGCCCUCAUCACACGUAUUCGUCAAGAAAACGACCCAUCAGUACCGCGUUCUCAACAACCGAUUAGAGAAGGAAAAGUAGUCGCAACUGGACCUGUUGUUUUUUAUCAUCCCAACGAACAAACAUUUGCAACUAGAUAUCCUGAAACGGAAGAAAGAAGUACUAACGUGGAUUGGCAGCCGGAUACGACGGAUUCGUUCUAUUACGACGGUAUGGGGAUAAUGCAAAGGGUGAAGCCGGGUUUGCAGUUUGUUCUUCGCCUUAAUCCAGAAGCACUCGCGGUGAGCGGUGCACGAGGCUCUUCUAUAGCUAAUCCAGUUUCACAAGUAUUUAUUAAUAGUAGCGAUAAGGGCUCCAUAAUGCAUAGUCCCGUAGCAACAGCUGUUGCAGGACCGGGUGGCAUUGCACACGCCGAUUCAACACAAUACCUGCCAUUCUAUGGUGGAGCCAAAGGCCAGUAUUUAGAAAUUAAAAAGGACACUGCAGGCUCCGUUCUCAGUGAAAAGAUAGUCCCUGAAGACAGCCUUAGUAAUGAAAAUGUAUUUAAGAAUAGCGAAGACAACUUACAAUCUAAGCUUUUUGCUACAAAUCUUGGGCAAUUGAAAUCUUUAUCUACAAGUUUGUUGAGAUUACACAAUCUAGGCAGAAGGCUAGGAUAUUUGGGAACUAAUGAGAAGGAAAGGUUCAAGACUCAAUUGGCAUCGCUUGGAGAGGCUGCGUCAAAUACCAUUAAGAUUGUUGAUGAGAUUGGUGAAGAUUUUGAUGUGUUGUUCAAGAAAAAUAAACCUGAAUCACCCGUUUCAAGGGGAUAUGAAAACUAUGAUGAUAGUGCCGAAGAAGGAAUCAGCGUUGGUUCUGAUGAUAAUGACAAUGUACUCGACAGAGCUACGAUUGCUGAAGCCAAACCUGUUGGUCUGGCAGUAGUUGGAGAGAACGGCUUAGCAGCAUCACGACCCAUGGCAACAGCUGUCGCAGCUUCUGGAGUCGCUCUAGCCAGACCCAUUGCCACUGCCAUAGCUGGUAUUGACCCAACCUUACUUGGCAUCGCAUUCCAACAUAACCCACUCGAAAAAAGCAUUAAAGUUAACGGCAAAUACGUAGCUUGAGGUGCCUAUAGUUUUAAAUUUAGCUCUCUAAAAACUCUCUCUAUGAUAAAUGUGCCACAAAAAUAUAUUUAAUAAAGAAUUUAGACUUAGAAAUUAUUUAAAUUAUUUUUUACGGUUGGAAUUAAAUUCCAAGGUACACAUUGUGAUUGUAAAUUAAAUAUUUAAAAAUU
Colias croceus (clouded yellow) is the source of this 2662-nucleotide messenger RNA. RefSeq lists its product as uncharacterized. The record is from RefSeq and is a predicted model, not a curated record. The transcript is spliced from 7 exons. Bases 45 to 2492 code for a protein of 815 amino acids. NCBI's taxonomy places the organism in Eukaryota, Metazoa, Arthropoda, Insecta, Lepidoptera, Pieridae.